UGUCAGCUCCUGCACACUGCUUUGUAUCGCUCUGCAUAGCAGAGCCAUACAAAGCAGUGUGCUUACAGUGAAACGCACACACAUCCCCUAUAAUGAAACAGCACACAGUUAACCCUUUGAUCGCCCCACAUGUUAACCCCUUCAUGCCCAGUGCCAUUAGUACAGUGUCAGUGCCUUUUAUUAGCACUGAUUACUGUAUUGGUGUCACUGGGGAUGUCAAUAACACCAAGUCAGUUCUCUUCAGUGUCAGAAUGCCUGUUACAGUCCCACUAUAAGUUGCUGAUCACCACCAUUACUACAAAAAAUAAAAAUCCCAGAGGUGAUUAAAUACCACCAAAAGAAAGCCCUAUCUGUCUCACAAAAAAGAUAAAAAUUU
Messenger RNA from Staurois parvus, 376 nucleotides. The record is from the annotation of a GenBank genome assembly. NCBI's taxonomy places the organism in Eukaryota, Metazoa, Chordata, Amphibia, Anura, Ranidae.